ACUCGAAGAGAGGAAAUUCGCGCACCGUUGGAGUCACCCUUGGAUUUUUCUUGUGGAUACAAAAUUAUAACGCCGUAUAAAAGUAUAAACAAGGAAUAAACAUGGCGACGCUGGGGCAGGACUCUCGUCCCCAUUCCCAGCUCGCCCCUGGUUCGGUCCAAACUAACAUCAGCAGUUUGGGCUCCCACAACAAUAUGCCCCUGAACCGGGGUCUUGAACGCGCUUUGGAAGAAGCGGUGAACUCCGGGAUUUUAAACCUCAGCGCUAGGAAAUUAAAAGAUUUUCCAAUAACUGCUUCGAAGCACGAUUUGUCGGAUACAGUAGAUGCAGACCUGUCCAGGAACCGGCUGACGGACGUUCCCUCUGAGGUGUGUCACUUCAUUGCCCUGGAAGCCCUGAACCUCUAUCACAACUGCAUCAGAACCAUCCCUGACAGCAUCAUCAACCUCCAGUCGCUCACCUCCUUAGACCUGAGCCGGAACCAGAUCUCAGCACUGCCUGCCUGCCUGUGUGCCCUUCCACUGCGCGUCCUCAACGCCAGCAACAACAAGCUGGGAGCUCUUCCUGAAGCCAUAGGCCAGCUCAGGGACCUGAUGGAGCUGGAUGUUAGCUGUAAUGAGAUCACCGCCCUGCCCCGACACAUCAGGAGGCUCCGGGCCCUGAGGGAGCUCAGUGUGAGGAGGAACUUCCUGUGCACGCUUCCGGAAGACCUGGCGGAGCUGCCCCUGGUGAAGCUUGAUGUCUCCUGCAAUAAAGUCACCAGCGUGCCCCUCUGCUACAGGAAGAUGACCCAGCUCCAGUCCCUGCAGCUGGAGAAUAACCCCCUGCAUAGCCCACCUGCGCAGAUCUGCAUGAAGGGAAAAGUGCACAUAUUUAAGUAUCUGAACAUGGAGGCAUGUCGGAGUGACAAAAUGGCUGAUUCUCUCUACCUCCCAGUCAUUGAGGGCCUGUCCCACCCCUCCUCUGGCAGCACUGAAGACAUAGAGCAGCAUAAGAAACAGGACACAGACUCCGGGGUCGGCAGUGACAAUGGAGACAAGAGACUGUCAGCCACUGAGCCCUCGGAUGAGGACAGCCUGAGUCUGAGCAUGCCCAUGUCUCACAUCACAGAGGAGCGUGACCUGUGCAAGGACGACUCCACCGACCACAUCAGUGCUCUCACAGCGGACCCCCAGCCAAGCCCUGUGCAGGGGGGGGAGGGUGAAGGGUCUGAGGGACGGACGGAGCAGUCUGGCCUAACCUCACCAUUCGCCAGCUACAUCAAGGGUCGGGCGUCGGACUUCAGCGAGCCCCUCAGGAUAGAGGAAGACACCAGCUGGGCCUCAGAACAGACGUCAAAGGUCACAGAAGGCUCAGAGAUCCACAUUGAUAUGAUCAACCAGCUUAAGGAAGCCGUGGAGAUGUUGCAAGAUCCAGACAGGUUGAACCGUGAACCAACAGAACUGUCGGGAAUGCUGCUUUACCCGACGGAAAUGGUCACGGACUCCCUCAAUGGGCAGGACGGUAUUGAUGGGCAGACCCCAAUCAAGAGUGAGAGUUCUGAUGGAAGCCUUGAGUUCCAGCGGAAACGGGACGGUAUUCUAGAGAGGGCCAGGCUUGAAGCCCGACUUGCAUGCCAGCAGUUUGAGAAACAAGUGUCAGUCCAGGGAAAAGAGAGCAAUUCAGCCACGUCUUCGCCAUCAAACUCAGCUCCCUUUGGCCUCAAGCCCCGAUCCGCCCCUCCCUCGCCAGCCUGCUCCCCGCCCUGUCUCCGUCCCCUCACACAGGCCCUGUCCGUCGAUAGUGACCCCUCCCCCUGUAGCCCAGAUGAAGGAAGCGAGCAGAGCAGUGUGUUUCUGCGGAACUCUAAGAGCCUGGAAUCAGCGGACCCCCAGUUCACCAUGCGCCGCAAGAUGGAGCAGCUUCGUGAGGAGCUGGAGAUGAUGGGCCAGCUCAGGGAGAUCAUUGAGAGCAGACUGAAGAUGGUGCUGUCUGAGGACCUGGGGGGCUCUCUCAUGGACGGGGUGGUGCUGUGCCACCUGGUCAACCACAUCCGCCCUCGCUCCGUCCUCAGCAUCCACGUCCCCUCCCCAGCCGUGCCCAAACUGAGCAUGGCCAAGUGCCGGAGGAACGUAGAGAACUUCCUGGAAUCCUGCAGAAAGUUGGGCGUCCCUGAGGACAAGUUGUGUCUGCCCCAUCACAUUCUGGAGGAGAAAGGCUUGCUAAAAGUGUUCACCACUGUCCAAGCUCUGGUGGAUGAGACAUGCACCAGACAGGCCCUGUUCACCUGAGGGCAGACAGAGACAGAAAAAGUGUUUUUAUUCAAAUGUUUAUAGCCAAAGUGAACGAAUGCGUGCGCCACAUUUUAAAGCUGUAUUUUCUUUACACAGUAGCAUAUUGGUAACAUGUUCAAGCACUCACUGUAAUUGUUUCAGAUUUAACUUGGAUGUAGAGUAUAGUUUCUGGUUUACCAGAGGGAAAUAUCCUCAACACUGGCCUCGAGUUUAUGACCAUAAUGAAUCCUGUAUAUUGCUCAGAUCUUCCUUAAUUAUAUUUAUAUUUAUUUAUUAUGCAUUCAUCCAGCUGGAUGAAUGAUGUAACUACUGUAUACAAUGUAAGAAAACCUAUUUUUUUUCCUAGAAUACAGGUUAAUAUAUUUUGAUAGGUGUAGUGCUUUUUUCUGUGAGGUUAAAUGUUUUUAAUUAUUUUGGCCCCCCAGCUAACAGGUAACAAACUUUCAGAGAUGUUUAGACAUCCAGUACUGCAUAGCUACAGUGCUGAGGGAAUGCCAUGAAUUUGGGUGCUUCUUGACCAACUGCAGUGGUGUUAUGCUGUUCUGCUCAUGGGAGUUGGAGUGCAGUAAAGCAAGGGGUAGUUGUUAACAAGUAUUUUUAUUGUUUUGGAAUGUCUAUGUGUGUGGGACUGCAUGCCAGUGUAUUUGUGUGUGUGUGUAUGUGUGUGUGAGAGAGAGGGUGACAGAUGACAUAUUAAGGGCAGUUUGCACAUGUCAGUAUUUUAUUUGCUGAACCAACCUACUCUUACUGUCCGAGCAGCACAGCACAGAGCAGUCUGUGAGCGGCUGAAUAAAGUAGGUACAGAUAGGUGUACAGACAGAUGCACAGACAGGCGUACAGACAGGCGCACAUACAGACAGACCGCCAGUUUGACGUCCUACUCAGACACCAAUGCUGAUUUUAAUAGUUGCAGUGACUUUUUGCUUCACCAGGAUGUUAUCCAAGUGUGUCUAGAGCCUGACACUCGCAUGUGUUCGGCAUAAUUAAUUAUCAUGCAUAAAACCAUCAUCAACAUGCGAACAUUACAGACAUGUUCAGUGUCAGGUGCCAUGUGUUAAUGAAUGUAAUGUUGUUGUUUUCUUUUUCAUGCCCCAGCGUAACACUACAUUUCUGCAGUCUAGGCCACAGGGUGGUUCAUUAUUGAAACACAGAGGCUAUCCCCUGUGGUCCCAACAACACCGUUCCCACCUCUUCCAUCAAAGUACUUACCAAGCCCAGCCCUGUUUAACUUCUGCCGUAAUACAGGAUGUUCCUACAGGAUAGUAAAGCACAGCAGCUUAAUUGAAACUACCCAGCCUUUGCUCAAAGGACUUUGAGAUGGAGGAGAAGUGUACUGUACCUCAGCUAGUGUAACCUAUAUGUGGGGGAGAGGGAAUUUACUUAACUGACAGGUGCCUGUGUAUGGAUUGUAUCCAUCUUACCACACACUAAGCAGAACAACAUUCAGAUAUCACAAGACUACAGUAUGUGUGUGUGUGUGUGUGUGUGUGUGUGUGUGAGAGAGAGAGAGAGAGAGAGAGAGAGAGAGAGAGAGAGAGAGAGAGAGAGAGAGAAAGAGAAAGAGAGAGAGUGUGUGCAUGUACGUCUGUGUGCUUGUACACUUGUGGGGUAUUGGGAAGUGAGAUUUUUAUAAAUAAAGCUUGAGCCACUUUUGAGAUUCAGCAGCAGAUUUUUUUGUUUUUCAGAAAACAGAUUUGUCAGUUGGCAAAAAUAAAAACAAAAAAACAUUUAAAAAUCUUUUAUAAAUUACCUUUAUAAAAUACACUGAGUAAGGUAGUGCUCAGUCCAUUAUGGAAAUUGAGUUACCUUGUUAAUAAUAUUGUAUGUUCAAAUAAUUAUGAUUUAGGUUAAAUUGAUAGUGGUGAAAUGGUCUUGUAAUGUGAUGAAGGUUUGUGCAAGUAGUUCUAGAAAUGAAUUUUAUUUUCUUAUUUCACUAUUACUAACUUGCAUAUUAAUACAGCAUCACAAUUAUUGAUGCCUGUUUUGCAACAAUUCUGUUAUGGAUUUAUAAUCAGGUUUUAUCAAACAGUCCAAUAACAUUCGUCAAAGAGGACAAUAUUAAUGUGUUUCCAUGUCAGCUCUAACAAAACUAUAAUUGCCACUGUCACCAUCUAGUGUUCAAACAAGGUACGGUCAUUACUUAAGUGGGAGUGUCUCAUGCAGUUCAUCUCAGGGAGAGAACAACAUUUCCAUAUGAACACACCAGCCUCACAAAUUAACAGCUAAAUACUGAAUAAUGGUUUUGUAGAAUGUGCAUUGGUUAAAAGGCAGAAAGGUUCAGCAGGGGAGUAAAAAUGGCAAGGGUAAGGAAAAGUGGUCCCUGAACAGUAUGUGGAUGAAAUACAGCCUCACUCCUGCUUUUGGGAGAUAAGCAAGGUAGAAGAAAAAUAAAUUAAACGAGCUCAAUAAGGUUAUGUAUAUAAGGAUGUGUCCAAAAUUGAUUAAAGAAUACACUGUAGCAUAACUUAAGAUGUUUAUGUUUUAAAUAUUUGAAAAUGUAAACAUUUCUGUGAGGUAUAGUCAUUUACCUUAAAUGCCUUUUUCCAGCAAAAGUUCAUCUAAAUUUCAGACCCAAGUUCUCAUUGGUUCAGCUGAACCAUAUUUUACAAUGUUUUUAUCUUUGGCAACUGACAUAAAUGAUUCAAUCUCAUCUAACAAUUCACUUGUCAUUGAACAAACUACAAGAAUAAGCCGAUACAUUUGUAAAACUGCAAUUCAAGGUUCAACUGCUCAAUCUCAAAAGUGUUUUUUUAUGUUUAUAUUUGGACUGUGGGUCUUUAUAGGUGGAAUUAAUGUUAUUUCUUAAAUUAAGGGUUUUGCAUUUAUGCUUCCAUUUUCACUGUAAAAUAAAUACUGUUGACUUGUUAUACGUUUUAUUCCUGUGACUUAGGUAUAGAUAUGUUUCAUAAGGACUUGUGAUUUAAAAUGCAUGUUACAAACCAUUGCCUUAAUGACUGUAAAUACUGCAGAGGACAUAUGUGUAACAGUAAAACCAUGAUUUGUAUAAAGCUCAAA
Conger conger (European conger) is the source of this 5288-nucleotide messenger RNA. Its product is annotated as leucine-rich repeat and calponin homology domain-containing protein 1-like. Gene Ontology annotation, molecular function: protein binding. The transcript has 20 exons. The record is from RefSeq and is a predicted model, not a curated record. NCBI's taxonomy places the organism in Eukaryota, Metazoa, Chordata, Actinopteri, Anguilliformes, Congridae. Bases 102 to 2270 code for a protein of 722 amino acids.